AUGUCCGCCGACGCUUCUCCAGAUGUCCCGGAAGCAGAGGACUUCCUGCCAGUUCUCUCCUUCGAUGAAGCCUUUGCCGACGGCAUAGGAGACAGCGAGGCAAAACCUUCGGUGUCCUCGCGGCGGAAGGAGCGGCGGAAGGAGCGUGCGAACAUCCGCUCUGCUCACGACCGUGCUGGUACCAGGGAGCUGCGAGCAGUCUACCAAGUGCUGCAGGCCCUGCCGGCAGCUCUCCCACACUUGGCCUACCCAGCUAGGCAAAUUUCUGAAAGAGGAGAACGAGGAGGAGGCUACGGCGUAGGCGGCCCCACACCUCAGCUGGAUGCAGAUGGUGAAGCGCCGGGGCGGCUGCCAGCAUCCCAGAAGCCGAUGGGCAGCAAGCACACCCCUGAUGCGGUGGAGGUGGACGCCAUGCUGGCAGAAGCUGCGGCGCUCCUGUGCACCAGCUGCCCGUACAAGGCACUGCCCGAAGCCUUUGCGCCUUCGGAGGGCCUCCGCAUCCUCUCCGAGAUGAUCGACCGGCCGCCGAAGUACCAGGAGAAGUACCUGGGCCAAGAGUGGUCCAUCUUGACGAAGGUCUGGGCACUGGCGGGAUCUCCCAGUCAGACAGAAGGCAAGGAUCUAGCCGUGGUAGACAUCGGAGCUGGCAACGGAAGCCUGGCUUUGUUGGCAGCGCUUCUGCUGGGCGGGCAUGCCGUGCUCGUGGAUCACACGCUGCCGCCAGAGCCCCUGCGUGUUGAGGGCCGGCUCCCGGCAGCUUUUCAGCAUCGCGUCCUUCGCGUGACGGGGGAUGUGGGGGACCUCGACGCGCAGGAGGCGCUGGAGCCAUUGUUGGCAAAGCAUGGGCUUGGCAGAGUUGUGGUGAUUGCCAAGCAUCUUUGUGGAGUAGGCACGGAUCUGGCCCUGAAGCUACUUCGGCGAUGGCGCCGUGAUGGUCUAACGACAGACACACACCACGCAGAGGUCCUCGGUGCCGUGAUUGCAACGUGCUGUGGCCACAAGAUUGGCGCCGAGGACGCACGGGUGUACCGCGAAAUCCAUGAGGAGGAUCCCUACCUGAGCCGAAUCACUGACGCGCAGGGCGCCAGCGAGGGCGCCAGCGAGGAGAAGGCCUCGAGGCUGGAGGCCUUCCUCGGGAUCUGCACGCGCUGCGUGGCCUGGCGCACCACGGCCGGGGCUGCGGCGAAUCGCAUCACAGAUCGGCAGGUGCGAGCCGCUGAGCUCUUCGAGGAUGCCCUGCAGGAGCCACGACUGAACCUGCUUCGGAGCCUCUUCCCUGCAGCCACGGAGAUCGCCUUCGUGCCCGCGCAGCAGUCGCCGCAGAACCGCUGCCUGCUCGGCGGCUCUCUCCGGGCUGUUGAGGCAGCCUUGGCAACAGCCUCCGACCCCGAAGUGCAGCAAAAGGCGCUGGAUGCCCUGGCGAGUGCACGGGAUGGGCUGCUCGCAGAGAGCGGCGGCGCUUUGGACUUGCGCCCGCACGGGCUCGUGUCGACCAGGUUCGACUAUGAUGGCACUUGA
This is a messenger RNA of Symbiodinium natans, 1518 nucleotides long. NCBI's taxonomy places the organism in Eukaryota, Dinophyceae, Suessiales, Symbiodiniaceae. The record is from the annotation of a GenBank genome assembly.